AUGUCAUACUCGAAAACCUGCAACGAAACUUGUCUGAAGACCUGCCCUGAAACCUGCUCCAUCACCUGCCAUGACACUUGUCUGAAGACCUGCCCUGAAACCUGCUCAAUAAGCUGCCCGGAGACUUGCUCUGAGACCUGGUCCCAGCCCUGCUCCUUCACCUUCCCCGAGACCUGCCCUGAGACCUGUCUGAAGACCUGCUCUGAGACCUGCUCAGACACCUGCUCCAAGCCCUGCUCCUUCACCUUCCCCGAGACCUGUCUGAAGACUUGCUCUGAGACCUGCUCAGACACCUGCUCCCAGCCCUGCUCCUUCACCUUCCCCAAGACCUGCUCUGAGACCUGCUCAGACACCUGCUCCAAUUCCUGCUCCUUCAACUUCCCCAAGACCUGCCCUGAGACCUGUCUGAAGACCUGCUCUGAAACCUACUCAGUCACCUUCCCCAAGACCUGCCCCGAGUCCUACCUGCCCGAGUCCUGUCUGAAGACCUGCUCUGAAACCUACUCAGUCACCUUCCCCAAGACCUGCCCCGAGUCCUGUCUGAAGACUUGCUCUGAGACCUGCUCAGACACCUGCUCCCAGCCCUGCUCCUUCACCUUCCCCAAGACCUGCCCCGAGUCCUGUCUGAAGACUUGCUCUGAGACCUGCUCAGACACCUGCUCCCAGCCCAGCUCCUUCACCUCCCCGAGACCUGUCUGA
Messenger RNA from Megalobrama amblycephala (Wuchang bream), 699 nucleotides. RefSeq names its product keratin-associated protein 4-6-like. The transcript has 2 exons. The record is from RefSeq and is a predicted model, not a curated record. Lineage: Eukaryota; Metazoa; Chordata; Actinopteri; Cypriniformes; Xenocyprididae. Bases 1 to 699 code for a protein of 232 amino acids.